This is a messenger RNA of Glossina fuscipes, 422 nucleotides long. Its product is annotated as apyrase-like. The record is from RefSeq and is a predicted model, not a curated record. The transcript has 2 exons. Lineage: Eukaryota; Metazoa; Arthropoda; Insecta; Diptera; Glossinidae. Bases 106 to 393 code for a protein of 95 amino acids.
AGAUUCUUCUAUGAACGUGUUUUUUGUCGCGAAGUUAAUUCAAUUAAAAUUUACUCUCUGAGAUAUUCGUCCGUUGUUAUCCUUAAUCCUUACUUUAACUUCACGAUGAAAUCAUUGAUCGGAACGCUAUGUAUUUAUUGUCUAUUCAUAUUAACGAAUAAUGUAGUAUCGAGUUAUGGAGACGAUCUAUAUCCUCUAACUAUAAUGCAUACGAAUGAUUUUCACGCCAGAUCUGAAGAAACGAACGUCAAGGCAAACCCAUGUAAGUCUAGUGAGAAAUGCAUCGGUGGUCUGGCACAUGCCUUACAUACCGUUAAAAGAAUAAUUAAAGGGCAAGAAAAGAAGAUAGAAUCGUUAUACAUUAAUGCGGGUGAUAACUAUACGCAGACUUAAUCGUUAUAUAUUUUUUAGUAUAAUACCGA